Uranotaenia lowii is the source of this 7752-nucleotide messenger RNA. RefSeq names its product epidermal growth factor receptor (gene Egfr). Gene Ontology annotation, molecular function: transmembrane receptor protein tyrosine kinase activity; ATP binding. The transcript is spliced from 8 exons. Lineage: Eukaryota; Metazoa; Arthropoda; Insecta; Diptera; Culicidae. The coding region runs from base 1854 to 6110 and encodes 1418 amino acids. Gene Ontology annotation, biological process: cell surface receptor protein tyrosine kinase signaling pathway; positive regulation of kinase activity; positive regulation of cell population proliferation. Gene Ontology annotation, cellular component: signaling receptor complex; basal plasma membrane. The record is from RefSeq and is a predicted model, not a curated record.
GACGAGUUCGAUCGAGGUUGAACUUAACGCACGAUAGUCGAACCCCGUGCGUGUCGUUGCGUUGCGUUGAAGUUUUUUGUGGUUGGCUUGUGUGUUUUUUUUGCUGCAUGGUCUGUUUUAGUUCAGCAGCCUGUGUACAUUGGGAUAUUCUUCGGUUUGGUGGUUUCGUUCAAGCGAAGCCCAAUAAAUCCAGAGGCGGUUUCUUCAGGAGGUUCUACGCGUAUGUGUCUUUUUUUAUUUUGUGGAGUUGAAGUUGUGGUGGUUUGGAAACGGCCAAGACUGCGCCGGAGUGAAGAAGACGUAAGCAGAUCGUACUUACCUGUUCUUUCAUGUGUCUAUCCGGGAAACCUGUCCGUACCUGGGGCUAGAUUUCUCGUUGAGGUGUGCGUGCCCAGCUAAAGUGGGUUUCUUCUUGCGGUCCAAGAGUGGAGUUUUAUGUUUUCUGUUAUAGUGUUGUUCGAUUUCCGUCGCCAGUACACAUGUAAUUAUUUAUCUCGACGGCCCCUAGAGAGCGAAUUGAUUGUGGGUUUCCUCGAGAGGUCUCUUGAGUGGAGGAAAUGGAUGAUUGUUGAUCUAGGAUUUUUCUGAAUGUUGUGCCCAAUGACAUCAUGUGCAGUGGGAUGCUCUGUGAUUGCCGAGGCCAUCGGGAUGGAUCGGCUAGAUUAAAAACCUAUUAGGGUGCAUCAACUUUGAACUCCUUCAUUGGAUUGCAUCAGAGAGGGGAAAGUGUUAGGGGAUGUGUUACGAAGAAGCGCUCCAAAAGGUGUAAACGACAAGAAUCAACAAGUGACCCCUUGUGAGUGUUUUUUUUUCUACUUGACUCGCGUAUGAACGCGCUAAGCAUCAAAGAAGAGCGUACGGUGGUCGACCAGAAGAGGCAAAUACAGAGAGUGUGGCGAAGAGAACCCACGAAAGCCCCCGAGCGAAUGCUGCCUGAUUUGAAUGAAGUGUAAAGCGAAAACCUGAUUUUCAUUCAUAAAGAGUUUUCGGAUCGCGACGAGAAUUGCGAGAUUUCGGUCCGGCAACAACACCAACGUGCACUAAACACCGAAAGCACCUCCCCCCUCGUGGGUCUUUUCGACUGACCCUCCCAGGUCAGCUUCACCGAAUGAUACGCGGCAACCUUUCGAUGUUGAACCGAGAGUGCUUUUUAUGUUACUUCCAUUAUUCAAUGUAUUUAGAGCUCACGGCUAAUUAGUAAUUCAAUUGCGGCGUUUGGAACAAACGAACUAGGAAAAUACCCAAAACAACCCGUUAAAAAGCAAGCACAGUUCGGUGGCAACCGGAGGAGAAGCAAAAGAAGUCUUUCGCAAAGUAAUUAAUUCAUGACCGUCAAGAAAAACCACAGCAAACAAGCUAAGCAAAGAAGAACGGAAUAACUCAGUCAACCCAGAAGCAGAUAACAAAAACCUUAAAACGAUAACAUUUUAUACCUCAGUUGUUUUUGACCGAAUUCUUCAAGAGUUCAACCAGUGAAUCCGAAUUUUUUGGUACCCUCGAAAUCACAACUCAAACAAAAGCUAUCAGAGAAUUGAUUCGCUGAAUAAAAAUCGCCUAGUUCAGUUAAAAACAGAAACAAAUUGUCUCAAGAACUGUUCAAAAAUGUUUUUACAACAAAUGGUUCACUCUGAAGUACGAUUGUGAAAUUAAAGGGUAAUGUUGUUGCGGUUUUGGGUUCGAAACAAGUGUAAAUUUUCUGGUGACGAUGUGUUUGUGUGAAUGAGCAUCAGAUAAGUGAUACGACAACGACGGUGAAUAGAUAAGAAUUUACGCCACCAUUGCUGGAUAACUUUCCGAGGAGAAGAGUUGAAGAAAAAAAAACCCGGUAAAUAAACUGCAACAACGACGCGAUAAUGGGACACGGAGGAGGACGGAGCAAGAUGAGGGCAGAACGCUGGAAGACACUGCCAUUGUUGACAGUGCUGGUGCUGAUGCAACUGAUAGGCUCCGGCCAGUGCUAUCUGAAGGACUACAUUCACAAGCAGGAGGAUAACGAUAUGAGAGUUUGCAUCGGAACGAAUGGCCGCAUGUCGGUUCCCUCGAAUCGAGAAUACCACUACAAGAAUCUGCGGGACCGUUACAUCAACUGUACGUACGUGGACGGAAACCUGGAGAUUACCUGGAUUCAGAACACCUCCUACGACCUAAGUUUUCUGCAGCACAUCCGCGAAGUCACCGGUUACGUGCUGAUUAGUCAUGUAGACAUCCCGCAGAUGAUUCUACCCAGGUUGCAGAUUAUUAGGGGUCGAACUACCUUCAAGCUGAACAAAUGGGAAGACGAGUUCGGUUUGUUUGUGUCGUUCUCUCAGACCAACACCCUGGAACUACCAGCUCUAAGGGAUAUUCUGCGAGGUUCGGCUGGGAUCUUCAACAAUUACAACCUGUGCCACGUGAAAACUAUCGACUGGGAGGAAGUUCUAUCCGAUCCCCAGGCGCACUACCGGUACACCUAUAACUUCACUUCGCCGGAACGGGACUGCCCACCUUGUCAUAGUACCUGCGAAGCCGGCUGUUGGGGCGAGGGAGCUCACAACUGUCAGAAGUUCAGCAAACAGAACUGCUCGCCCCAGUGUUCCCAGGGUCGCUGCUUUGGGCCGAAACCACGGGACUGCUGCCAUCUGUUCUGUGCCGGCGGCUGUACCGGACCCACCCAAAAAGACUGCUUAGCCUGUAAGAAUUUCUACGACGAUGGCGUCUGCAAGCAGGAGUGCCCACCGAUGCAAAGGUACAAUCCAACCAACUAUCUGUGGGAGCCCAAUCCAGAGGGCAAAUACGCCUACGGAGCGACCUGUGUACGCAACUGCCCCGGACAUCUGCUCAAGGAUAGUGGAGCGUGUGUACGGACUUGUCCCCCUAACAAAAUGGCCGAAAACGGAGAGUGUGUUCCCUGCAAUGGAGCCUGUCCGAAAACGUGCAAAGGCGAAGGAAUCGUCCACUCCGGUAACAUCGACAACUACAAGGACUGCACCAUCAUCGAAGGAUCGCUGGAGAUUUUGGAGCAAACCUUCGACGGUUACCAGCAGGUGUUCUCAAACUUUUCCUUUGGUCCCCGGUACAUCAAAAUCCACCCGGAUCGGUUCGAGGUAUUCUCAACGUUGAAAGAGAUCAGUGGAUACCUCAACAUCGAAGGAGAUCAUCCGGAUUUCAAAAAUCUGUCCUACUUCCGAAAUCUGGAAGUAGUCGGAGGCCGUCAGCUGAAGGAAAACCUCUUUGCUUCCGUUUACAUUGUGAAGACUUCUCUCCGUUCUUUGGAACUGAAAUCGUUGAAACGGGUCAACUCCGGAGCCAUUGUCAUUCUGGAAAAUCGUAACCUGUGCUACGCCCAGGAAAUUGACUGGUCCCGGAUUAAGAAAUCGACUGAUCAUGAAACCGUCAUUAUGACAAACCGGAACAUCACUGCUUGCCAUGCCGAUGGAAUGUUGUGCGACGAACAGUGCACCAAGGCCGGCUGCUGGGGCAAGGGACCGGAGCAGUGUUUGGAGUGCAAAAACUUUGUCUACAAGGGCAAAUGUUUGGACAGCUGCAAGAGUUUACCAAAGAUCUAUCAAAUCAACUCCAAAACGUGCGGAGACUGCCACCCGGAAUGUCUGGAUUCCUGCUACGGACCGAACGCUGAUAACUGCGGUUCCUGUGUCAACGUUAAGGAUGGGAAGUUCUGCGUCUCGGAGUGCCCAAUCACCAAAUACAACCUUAACGGAACCUGUGUGUUCUGUCACAAAACGUGCAACGGUUGCUACGGACCUCGUGACACGAUUGCCUCGGACGGCUGCAUUUCCUGUGAUCGCGCUAUUCUCCGGAGUGACGGAACUGUCGAACGCUGCCUAUUGAAGGAUGAAGCCUGCCCAGAUGGCUACUACAGCGAACGCGUUGAACAGGACGAAGGAGCGCUGCGGCAGCUGUCCGGCAAAUCGGUCUGCCGGAAGUGUCACCCGCGGUGCAAAAAGUGCACCCAGUACGGAUUCCACGAGCAAGUCUGUCAGGAGUGUACCAAAUUCAAGCGAGGCGAACACUGCGAGGAUGAAUGUCCGGUUGAGUUUUUCGUCAACGAAACUAGCCGAGAGUGUUUGCCGUGUCACUCGGAGUGCCGCGGAUGUCGUGGUCCUGGCGAGGAUCAGUGCCUGGAAUGCCGCAAUCUGAAGCUGUUCGAUGGAGAUGUCGUGGAUAACUCUACAUCGUUCAACUGCACCGUUGCCUGUCCUCCGUCGCAUCCGUACAAGAAUUUCCCUUCGGAAACGAGUCAAUUUGGACCGUACUGUACGGCGCAUCAGGUUCAUAGUGGGUUCCACUUGGAAGCCUCAACUACGCCGUUGGUGUUGGUUGUUGCGUUGGCUUUGGCAGUGUUCUUUGCAGUUAUGCUCGGAGGAAUUUAUCUGUACUGCAAACAGAAGAACAAGAAAGAGGCUGUUAAGAUGACGAUGGCAUUGGCAGGAUGUGAGGAUUCGGAACCGUUGAGACCAACGAAUGUGGGACCGAAUCUAACCAAGCUGAGGAUCAUUAAGGAGGCGGAAAUUCGUCGUGGAGGUAUAUUGGGAAUGGGUGCAUUUGGAAGAGUGUUCAAGGGUGUUUGGAUGCCGGAAAAUGAAAGCGUUAAGAUUCCGGUUGCGAUCAAGGUGCUGAUGGAGAUGUCUGGAGCAGAAUCUAGUAAGGAAUUCUUAGAGGAGGCGUAUAUUAUGGCCUCGGUUGAACAUCCUAAUCUGUUGAAGCUUCUGGCAGUGUGUAUGACCUCGCAGAUGAUGUUGAUAACUCAGCUGAUGCCUUUGGGCUGCCUUCUGGAUUACGUCCGCAAUAAUAAGGACAAAAUUGGAUCCAAGGCAUUGCUGAACUGGUCAACGCAGAUUGCUAGAGGAAUGUCGUAUCUGGAAGAACGCCGUUUGGUCCACCGAGAUCUGGCUGCCCGUAAUGUCUUGGUUCAAACUCCGUCCUGCGUUAAGAUUACAGAUUUUGGAUUGGCCAAGCUGCUGGACUAUGGAGCAGAUGAAUAUCGUGCAGCCGGUGGAAAGAUGCCAAUCAAAUGGCUAGCGCUAGAGUGUAUCCGCCAUCGAGUGUUUACUAGCAAGAGUGAUGUUUGGGCGUUUGGUGUUACCAUUUGGGAACUGUUGACCUACGGAGCGAGACCGUACGAGAACGUCCCUGCCAAAGAUGUACCAGAGCUGAUCGAAAUCGGUCACAAACUUCCUCAGCCAGACAUAUGUUCCUUAGAUAUCUAUUGUAUACUGUUAUCCUGCUGGGUUUUGGAUGCUGAUGCCAGACCAACGUUCAAGACUCUGGCAGAAACCUUCGCGGAAAAGGCACGGGAUCCGGGCCGUUAUCUGAUGAUUCCGGGAGACAAAUUUAUGAGACUGCCAUCUUACACUAAUCAGGACGAGAAAGACUUAAUCCGCACCCUUGCUCCAGCUGCGGAAGCUCCCGGAACAAUCGUUGAGGCUGAGGAGUAUCUGCAACCCAAAACUAGGCCCGCUUUAAUGGUGCCGACGCCUUUAGGUCAACAAAACGACGUAAUGCAAAAGUCCCUCAGGUACGACAAGAACCACCUCAAAACCGACGACCAAACGGAUAGCAACACCCGCGAGGUCGGAGUCGGUGGCAUUCGACUGAAUUUGCCACUGGACGAAGACGAUUACCUUAUGCCAACUUGCCAAAGCCAAGCACCUUCCGUUCCCGGUUACAUGGAUUUGAUCGGUGUUCCAGCUAGUGUUGACAAUCCAGAGUACCUGAUGGGAUCGGCCGGAAGUAAUGUCAGCACCGGACUUCCAACUCCGCCACCGGGUGCUCCAAGUGUCUGCAGUAUCACGAAUAGCAUCCCAAACAGUCCUGUAAAUAGCAUACCUCCUACAAUGCUCAGCGCCGUCGUAGGCCCUAGCGCCAAUCCUACUAAUCCCACCACCGUUAAUAACAACAACAGUCCAAAUGCCAACAAUGCCAAUGCUCCCAACGGAGAAACCUUCCAGAUGCAGCACUCUAAACUGAACGAACCACAAGCAGCUCCUCCAACCCAAACGCUGGGAAUUCCGCUCUCGCCGACGGAAACGGAAAACACUUCCGAGCAUGAGUACUACAACGAUUUACAACGAGAACUGAUCCCACUGCACCGCAACGAAACAACGGUGUAGAGGCAACCGGAAGUAACUUGACAUCCAAUUGUACAGAACUGAUCUUCCAUUUUAUUUAGUUUUACAAAACAAACCAUAGGGAAAAAAUAUUAGGAGAUUUUCAAAUGCAUCGAACGAUAGCAAUUUUAAAGCAUAAACAGACAGAAAGUUCAAAUUGUUCUUAUCAUAAGUGCCUUCAACAUACAUUUACACAUUCGAUAGGGAUACUAGGUGAUAGUGGAUAUUGGAGAUCAAAUCAAGCGUGCCUUUAUCAAAAAGUGACUGUCUGACUGUAAUUCCAUACUGGAAUUUGCGCCAGUACAGGCCGUCACUUUCCAAAUUGUACAUACAAACUUAGCGUCUAGUGGAACGUGAACGUAUUUAAACUGAUAUAGCUAGUGCUGGUAAUAGCUAGUACUUACUUAGGUAGGUCUGUAAGAAAGCAAACAAAAAGAGUGUGAGACAAGUACAAAGAACCAACUUUUGGCCCUCUUUGGAAACCUCAUGAAUGGCACGGCCCGAUACUGUCGUCAACCCCCAUCGGGAACUCAAAAUGUACAAGAUUGGUCAUUUAAGAAUCGGCAAAAUCGAUCGGAAAAACAAACAACAACAAAAUAUUGCGUAUUUCAUUAAAUUACCUGUGAUAUUAUUUUUAAUCGAAUGUCAAAUUUUAUACUCUUAAGUUUUCUUCCAAGACUACGAUUCGAAUAACAAAAAGCAAUAGCAGCUAGCAGAUAGAAACGAGAUUUUGAUUUCAAAAGGGGAAAACAAUUUAGUUUUCUUCCCCCUUUUAAACGUAAUAUUCAUUCGGAGGUUACUAAUGCAAAUGCACAACAAUCAACUCUAAUUUUUAAAUUCGGAAACAAUUACUUCUCAAUCAAACAAACUAAACUCCUCUCAAACAGCAGAACGCAUUUUGACGUGCGAAACAUUCAACCUUAUCCUCAAAAUCCUCAAACCUUAAUAGCGAAUAUAGAUUAACCUACUUUUGUGUCUAACUUCAGGCCGCGUACUAUGCUUAUGAUGACCUUAGAGCAGCAUACUUUGUACAUAAUCGAAUGCAUCAAAUUGUACAUACAGCCUGUAAUAAUCUACUUAAAACAAAAAUUUACGAUUUCAGUUGUUCGUUAAACACAAGAGCAAACCCCCGCUAUCUGAAAUCGUUCAUUUUACUACUGGUUUAGAAACUUGUGUUCGGGUUUAAGUUUCACAAUGUAUAAAGGAAAAAAACGAAAAAAAAACUUCAAAUCAUAAAAUUGUGCCAUGUUUCGUGCAUGAAUAUAAAUCGAAUUUUAUAUUUUAAACAAUGAAACUGAAAAACAAAAACAAACGAAAACACAUGUGUUUAUGGAAGUGGAAUGUGUAUCGAAUCUUGUAGAUGACCUAAGUGUGGUUGUAAUUAGUGUCUAUAAACUAUUUCAGAGUAGUAGAGACAAUGAAAAAAAAACUUAACUAAAGGAAUGGCUAUACGAAAAUAACUUGAAAGAAAAACAAAAAAAAAACAAAAUUAAGAAACAAACAAUGAACAUACAGAUAGAAUAGAAGAUGUGAAGGCAUGUCGCGUUUAAGUCUAGUUAAAGCAUGUAUGGAAGAAAACUUGUUGAACAUUUUAAGUUAUAUACUUAUGUAUUUUAUAAUUCAAAUAAAGAAAAAUAUUCUAAUA